Sciurus carolinensis (gray squirrel) is the source of this 3798-nucleotide messenger RNA. It is a transcript of the gene Ipcef1, whose product is annotated as interaction protein for cytohesin exchange factors 1. The record is from RefSeq and is a predicted model, not a curated record. Bases 117 to 1412 code for a protein of 431 amino acids. Lineage: Eukaryota; Metazoa; Chordata; Mammalia; Rodentia; Sciuridae. The transcript has 11 exons.
GGAUGUCAUAUUUGGGAGUACUUUGUUCCACACUUGUAGAACGGUCCUGAAGUAUUGGCUGAGCAUUGCAGUGCUCAGGGUGCAAGGAUUUUGUUUCUACCAGUCUGAUAGCAUACAUGGCUACUGACAGCAAUGCUCUUCAGGUUCCCUUGCGUCAGAAGCCGAGGAAGAAAACUCAAGGUUUUUUCACCAUGAGUCGGAGGAGGAUAUCAUGUAAAGAUCUGGGACAUGCUGACUGCCAAGGGUGGCUGUAUAAGAAAAAGGAAAAGGGAACUUUCUUAAGCAACAAAUGGAAAAAGUUCUGGGUGGUGCUGAAGGGGUCCUCGCUGUACUGGUACAGCAGUCAAAUGGCAGAGAAAGCUGACGGAUUUGUGAACCUGCCCGAUUUCACUGUGGAAAGAGCCUCUGAAUGCAAGAAAAAGCAUGCAUUUAAGAUCAACCAUCCACAGAUCAAGACCUUCUAUUUUGCAGCUGAGAAUUUGCAGGAAAUGAACGUGUGGUUAAAUAAGCUUGGUAUAGCUGUGAUCCAUCAUGAAUCCACUACAAAGGAUGAAGAAUGCUACAGCGAAAGCGAACAGGAGGAUCCCGAUGUGGCCACGGAGACUCCGCCCCCUCCCUACUCCACUGCUUCUUCUCCUUUGGCCUCACAGCGGGCGUCUUCAUCCUCACCCCAACUGAGAGAAACGUCCUGUGCUUUCUCUUCCCUGGAGAAUACAAUAAAGACGCCCAGCAGCGGUCUGUCCUCGGGAUCUAAAGAAAGACAGUCCUGGCUGGAUCUGGUGAACAGCUCGCCUGCUGCUGGAGACGUGGGGCACGCCCUGGCCUUUGCCAUGCAGGUCCACGCACCUGCGCCCUCGGAGGCUCCCAGUUGCCAGGCCCCGGACACCAGCUUCGUCACAUCUGAAAGUGGGUUUUUGAACUCUUUGUCUAGUGAUGACACUUCUUCAUUGAGUAGCAAUCAAGAUCAUCUCACUGUACCCGACAAGCCUGCUGGAUCAAGGGUGAUGGACAGAGAAGAAACAAAAGCACCUGAGGAUGAUGAAAUGGAGAAACUUUACAAAUCAUUAGAGCAAGCGAGUCUGUCUCCUCUUGGGGACCGCCGGCCUUCGACCAAAAAGGAGUUGAGAAAGUCCUUUGUUAAACGGUGCAAGAACCCAUCCAUCAAUGAGAAACUUCACAAAAUUCGAACCUUGAAUAGCACAUUAAAGUGUAAAGAACAUGAUCUGGCCAUGAUCAACCAAUUGCUGGAUGAUCCGAAACUGACAGCCCGGAAGUACAGAGAGUGGAAGGUCAUGAACACCCUCCUGAUCCAGGACAUCUAUCAGCAGCAGCAGGCCCCAGCUGCAUCUGAAGGUGCCCCACAGGAACUCAAGAAGCCCCCUUCGCCUGCCUGUCUUGAAAAUUCUAUCUGAGAAAAAGUCAGAACUCUCUCCUGUUGUAUUUUACUGCAAGCAACUUUGCAAGAUGUUGCUGGAGCUUGUUUCCCCUUGAAGGGAAAACUGAAGUUCCCCUCUGCAGCUUAGCUGAAGACAGUCACCGGAUGCAGCAGGACUCCUGGUUCCCCAUGGCGUCUCACCGUUGUCAAGACUGGAGUGACUGAGUCCAGCUGAGCUGACAUGAUUUUGUGUCCCUACUGGGAGCUUGUAGAGAUGGGAGACUCCAGGAGGGAUGUGAGAAAUCUGUCCUGUGUCCCUUGCUCUAGAAAGAAUCACAAUGUACCAUGCACAAAAGAUCCAAUUUCACUAGAGAUAAUGAGUCGUAGAAGUAUCAUUUUUUCCUGCAAAGAAGCAUGCGCACUCUCUACCUUCACAGCCCACACCCUUCUCCAAAGUAUUCUUUGAAUGGAGGAGUGCUUUGUAUAGUGGCAACUGGAACAGGUCACAGUGGUAUUAUGGAACAAAAAUUCCUUGCCAUUGGUAUAGAAAGGUGGUGCUUUUUCCAUUUUGUUGAGAAAUACUUUAUAAGAGAGUGGUGUGGAGGAGGGCCCAAGGAGGGGUUGUACACUGUGUUCCAUUCGCUCAGAGGACAGCGUGGUAUUUUCACAUUCACCCAGAUUGGGGGAUGUCAAAUGUGAUUAACGUGUCUUUUUCUCACAGCAGUUAGCAAAAAACUACUCCUCAUAGUUAGAGAUGGCUGCUCCUCCCUGGCUUCCCUACAUGACCAUAGGGGGUACUAACAGACCCAGCAAGGAAUGUCCUACUCUUUUGUCCUUGGCUUGGUCCCCACAAACGGUAUGGAUUUAUAUCCAGUUUUCCUGGGAUCAAUAUUGCAAAAAUGAUUCUGGCAUCUGAAUUGUUUCAGUGUCUAUACUGGAAGUGGGGGAAUUAGAAACUAAAGAGUUCAACAUGAUUGUUUUAUUUUUGUAAGCUCAUGUGUCACUGUGUGAACAGUGUGAAUAGCCAUCUAUGAUUUUUAUUUAAAUAUAUUUAUAGAGGUUCAAAUUGCUAGUGUUUUAAAAGAUGAUAUAACUAUUCUAUGUUUUGUUCAUAUAUAUUCUGAAAGUAUAUACUUUUUGCUUGAGAAAACUAAAGGAUACUAUUGAUUUAUUGGCAUUAGGUUGCACUAUAAUGUACAAGGAAUGCUCAGGAAAUCUUGUGAGAAAACUCUGGGGGCAUGUAUUGUUAAUUUUUCAUUUUCUGGGAUAUCUCUUUCUGUCUCUGUUUCUCUUUAGAAUUCUUAAAUUUUUGUGUUCAUUGUGAAUCUUUCCCUUAACUUUCAUCUUAGGUGAUCCCUUCUAUUAAAUAAACUUUAAGUUUAUGCUGUUUAUGUCCAUAAACCCUAGGCCAAAUGAAACACAACUAAUAUAAUAUUUUGACUAAAUAUAAUAGAAAUGUGGGGUUUGUUGCUAAAGAACUCAACAGAGAAACAAUAUGAAAUUGUUCACUAAUCACAAUGAAGAUUUCUCACUGUAAUAAUAACCAUAACCUUCUAGAACCUUACCUGCCACUAGCAAAUUGUUGGUAUAACGUUUCAUUUUAUUGCAUCAAAGUGUGGCUUGACAUUUAAAUGCAGAUAACCACCUGAAUUGUGUCUGCAACCCUAAAUGGAAAUAGUUGUUAAAUAUUUCCCCCAAAUUUCCUAAGAGGUCUUCAUAUUCUAUGAACAACAACAAAAAAUGACCUUAACAUUAAGAAAGAACCAAACACAAAACAGGAAGCAAGUUGAAGUACCGGAAACUUCUCUAAGACAAGGCACCCUGUCUGUUGGUUUAGCUCAGCAAAGGCUUAGGCAGUCCUGUACCUAAUGAAGCAUAGAGAUCUGCCUGAAUGACAGGUCCCCCAGGUCCUGGGGUGGGAUGGUGUUCUGGUUUGAGAGUCUGGUGCUUUAACCUCUUUAUUCUGGCAAUGAUCAUUGGUUCUUUCUGUGAUUAGCAGGUUUUAGAAGGUAGCAGUGUUUUGCAGUUCAAUGGUUUAGAAUUCACAAUGUAAACCAAGUGUGAAGGGAAGCAGAAAUAAUACAAGGGAGGAAAUCAUAGUACGACACAGUAUUUUUCCACUUCUUUGAUGUUUUGGUUUUUCACAGUUCUUUUUUUUUCUAUUUUUUAUUGGUGCAUUAAAAUUAUAUAGAAUAGUGGGAUUCAUUGUUACAUAUUUGUACAUGCAUACAAUAUAACAAUAUAAUUUGGUCAAUUUUGAUCCCUAGAACCUCUCCACCAAUUAUCCCUUUCUUCGACUCUACUGGUUUUUCUUUCUUGUGAUUUUAAAUUUUUAGUGCACUGUAGUUAUACAUAAUAGUGGGGUUAAUUUUGACAUAUUCAUAAAUGAAUUUAACAUAGUUUUCUUCAUUUCAAUACCCAGU